AUGAAGCUCCUCAGCCUUCUUCUGUCUUUCUUCGUCCUGGCUUUGGCCCAGGCUUCCGCGAUCCCGUCGUUUUAUCACCGUCUACACUCGACUUUUGGCUCUGUCCGUCCCAAUUCUACUCAUCUGAACUCAACCUUCAGCAACAACACUGGCCACGCGCACGAUAAUGCCACCGGCUAUGGCCCCAUCGCAAUUCCCGACACUGGCACCGAGGAAACUGAAUACCGCUCCAUGUCUUACUUUGUCAACUGGGCAAUCUACGCGCGCCACCACAACCCGCAAGAUCUUCCAGUCUCCCACCUAACACACAUCCUCUACGCCUUCGCCAACGUACGUCCUGAAACCGGAGAGGUAUACCUCAGCGAUACCUACUCUGAUCUCGAGAAACACUACCCCACCGACUCGUGGAAUGACGUUGGAAAUAACAAUGUCUACGGCUGCGUCAAACAACUCUUCCUUCUGAAGCAGCAGAACCGUCACCUCAAGGUCCUCCUUAGUAUUGGCGGCUGGACGUACUCGAAGAACUUUGCGAAUAUGGCGAGCACAGAGACUGGCAGGAAGAUGUUUGCGUCGACCGCGGUCAAGCUUAUGGGCGAUUUGGGUAUGGAUGGGCUUGAUAUUGAUUGGGAGUACCCAGAAAAUGACCAGCAGGCCAGCGACUUUGUCGAGCUGCUGCGUGAGACUCGAGAGGAACUCGACCGCUACGCCACCGCAAACGGGAACGGCAAGCCCUUCCUCCUGAGCGUCGCCUCCCCAGCCGGCCCAACCCACUACAACACCCUGCACCUCGCCGCAAUGGACCCCUACCUCACCUUCUGGAACCUAAUGGCUUACGACUACAGCGGCAGCUGGGACACAAUCACCGGGCACAACGCGAACCUCUUCGCCUCGUCCACAAACCCCACCUCCACGCCCUUCAACACCAACGACGCAAUCUCCGCGUACCUCGCCGCCGGCAUCGCGCCCGCAAAAAUCAACCUGGGCAUGCCGCUCUACGGCCGCGCCUUCACGCACACCGACGGCCCCGGCACCGCGUUCGAGGGCGUCGGGUACGAGGGCUCGUUUGAGGCUGGCGUGUGGGAUUACAAGGUUCUUCCGAAGGAGGGGGCGCAGGUUACCGAGAUGGCGGAUCUAGGGGCGAGCUUUAGCUAUGAUGAGGGCAAGCGGGAGUUUGUCUCUUUUGAUAGUCCCGAGGUUGUAAGGGCCAAGGGCGCGUAUUUGGAGAAUUUGGGGCUUGGUGGUGGGAUGUGGUGGGAGUCGAGUGGGGAUCGCGAGGUUGGGAGUGGGGGCAGUUUGAUUGAGACGCUUGUCGAUAGCCUCGGCGGCGUGGAAGCCCUCGAUAAAUCCGAGAACCAGCUCGACUAUCCCUCUUCGCGAUUCGAGAAUCUCCGCAAUGGAUUCGCUUAA
Messenger RNA from Aspergillus mulundensis, 1407 nucleotides. RefSeq names its product glycoside hydrolase family 18 protein. The transcript has 6 exons. Bases 1 to 1407 code for a protein of 468 amino acids. The record is from RefSeq and is a predicted model, not a curated record. Gene Ontology annotation, cellular component: extracellular region. Gene Ontology annotation, molecular function: chitinase activity; chitin binding. Gene Ontology annotation, biological process: carbohydrate metabolic process; chitin catabolic process. NCBI's taxonomy places the organism in Eukaryota, Fungi, Ascomycota, Eurotiomycetes, Eurotiales, Aspergillaceae.